AUGAAGACAUCCACCUCCAUCUCAGUCGCCUGUGCAACACUUGCAUGUGCUCAGCAUGCCACCACGUUUGUCAAUCCAGCGGUGCCGACGGGGCAGCCUCUCCCAGGGAACUACUCUGGAGGGCUGCGGCCCCAGGUCCACUACUCACCGCCGCAGGGCUUCAUGAAUGACCCCAACGGUAUGUUUGUCGACGCCAACGGCACCUACCACCUCUACUACCAGUACAACCCUACCGGCCUCGGGGCGGGGAACCAACACUGGGGCCAUGCGACGAGCAACGAUCUCUACCAUUGGGAGAACCAGCAGAUCGCCCUCUUCCCACCAGAGGAGAGCGUCUUUGUGUUUUCCGGGAGCGCCGUGGUGGAUGUAAACAACACGUCUGGUUUCUUCCCGGACCAGACCAACGGCGUCGUCGCCUUUUUCACCUUGGCUCGUUAUUAUCCCAACGCCGCUGGCCCACAAACUCAGAACAUUGCAUACUCGCUCGAUGGCGGCUACACGUUUGAGCUGUACGACGGCAACCCGGUAAUCGACAGCACAAGUACCCAUUUUCGAGAUCCCAAGGUCAUCUGGUAUGAAGACCACUGGGUCGCCGUCAUCGCCUAUUCCCAGGAGUUUGCCGUUGGCAUCUUCACGUCGCCCGAUCUGAAAAAAGAUUGGACCUUUGCAUCCAACUUUUCCUACCACGGCCUGCUCGGGACGCAGUACGAGUGUCCCAACCUCGUGAAGCUGCCAGUCAGAGACAGCGAAGGCGCUGUGACGGGCGAGGCUUAUGUCAUGACCGUCUCUGUACAGCCCGGCGCCCCGUUGGGCGGCUCCAUAACCGAGUACUUCCCGGGCGACUUUAACGGCACUCAUUUCAUCCCGUACGACUCGGCGACUAGGCUCACCGACUUUGCCAAGGACAACUACGCCGCCCAGUACUUCUACGGCGUGCCCGACGGGGAGGAUGCCAUCAGCAUCGGCUGGGCGUCCAACUGGCAAUACACGCAGCAAGUACCAACGGGCAAUCUCGAGGGCUGGCGAAGUGCCAUGACAGCCCCACGGGCCAACUACCUGCAGAAGGCGGCCCGCAUCGGCCAGACCAUGAUCAACAAGCUCAUCGACCCAGCACCGGUGCUCGCCGAGCGCCUCGAGGCCACAACCUUCGGCAACUCGUCCCUCACACUCGACUUCUCCCACAUCGCCUCCAACGCGCUCUACAUCGAAGCCAACGUAACCAACCUCAACACAACCCUCAUCACCAGCGACAGCACCCUCAACCUAACCUUCUCCUCCCCCUCCUCGGGCGAAGCCCUCCGCUCGGGCUUCUUCUUCGGCGGCGACAACCCCUUCUGGAUCGACCGCGGCCAGGUCCGCGGCUUCGACAACAUCUUCUUCACCGACAAGUUCAGCGCCGCCAACAUCCCCCACACCGACGAAAACAACGGCCUCGCCUCCUGGCGCAUGCAGGCGCUCUUCGACCGCUCCAUCUGCGAGUGGUUCGCCGACGGCGGCGUCCAGGCCGCCACCGUGCUCUUCUACCCCACGCAGCCGCUGACGGUUGUCUCGCUGGCCUCGCGCGCCCUGCCCCCGGGGGCGACGGUGAGUGUUGCAGUCUGGGCGCUGAAGAGUGCUUGGGCGGGGUAUGCGGAUGAGCAGGGGACGGUGGUGGGGAAUGUGUCGGCGGUUGUGGCGGGGGGUGGUGCUGGUGGUGCUGGCGCGAGGAGGGAUAUGAUCUAUGAGGGGUCUUUUACGGCCUGA
Chaetomium globosum CBS 148.51 is the source of this 1743-nucleotide messenger RNA. RefSeq lists its product as uncharacterized. Lineage: Eukaryota; Fungi; Ascomycota; Sordariomycetes; Sordariales; Chaetomiaceae. Gene Ontology annotation, molecular function: sucrose alpha-glucosidase activity. The coding region runs from base 1 to 1743 and encodes 580 amino acids. Gene Ontology annotation, cellular component: fungal-type vacuole. The transcript has 2 exons. The record is from RefSeq and is a predicted model, not a curated record. Gene Ontology annotation, biological process: sucrose catabolic process.